AUAAUGCAUUGGUUUAACGGGAUGCUCGUGAAUAUUGUCGGUCAGUUCCAGCGCACAUUUCGGACCAUUUGGACGUAAGGAUUCCGGUGAUAGUGGCGCGUAUCGCGAGCUCGCCGUGUAUUUGUGGGGGGUUCUGGCGGUUGUGUAAGGUUAUCGCAUACAUCAGUUAAGUGAUUGCAGUGAAACAGUUGCAAAUCAUUGAGUGCAAUAGUGAAAUAUUAUUGGAAAAUCAAACGUGGUGAUUGUUUUUAUCGUUACGUCAGUGAUAAGGGAUUUCCCGCGAAGAAUCUUUAACGCGAUCGUCCCGGCUACUGGAUGCGGAAAUGCUGUCACUAGUGCUAAUAUUGCUGUCGCUGCACUCGAUAGGUCAAAUUGCGUGUCAGGGAGAAAUCGUUUAUCCGCUCGAUGCUAAUGACGGAGAUCCGUGCACGCUGACCAGUGGUGGAGUUGGCCAAUGUCAGAGGUUCAGCGAAUGCGGUAGAAAGUAUUCUGAUCGGAGAACUAUUUGUGGCUUCUUCGGGAAUGAGCCCAUCAUUUGCUGCGAUGUGGUCCGUCGGCAGUGCGAAGGGAUUCGUCCUACUAUGAGAAGAAUAUCCGAUCACGUCGUGGGAGAUGUCCACACGGCGGACGUUGGCGAGUUUCCGUUUAUGGCACUGAUAACGUACAUUAACGCUGGAUAUGAAGUUGGUGAUGAAGACUUAUCCCAUCAUCGCUGUGGCGCUGCUCUGCUAUCCACACGUUUUCUGUUGACCGCUGCACAUUGCAUUAAAACCGAUUUAAUACCCUACGCAGUCAAACUGGGAACCAAUGAUGCAACCGAUGCAGGAGCGGAUUCGUAUUUAAUUGACACAGUUUACGUGCAUGAAGAGAAUAAGAAACGGCAGAACGACAUCGGUAUAGUUAAAUUGGUAAAGGACAUUGCACUAAAUGAUCAGAUCAAACCAAUAUGUGUUUACACCAACCCGGAAGAACUAUCCGAAUCGGUGGAUUUAACCGUGAUGGGUUGGGGAAUAGGAAAUGACGAAGAAUUGUCCGGUGUGCUCCUCAAAGGAACCGUUCACCCAGUGCCGCGUUCGAUCUGUCAAGCAAGGUUUAAUGCAGGGUUGUCAAAACGCAUCCAACUGCAGGACACUCACAUGUGCGCACUGGGAGAUAAAAACGAAAAUGGUACAGCUACCGACACGUGCCAGGGAGAUUCCGGAGGUCCGAUGGUAUUGAAGGAGGAUGAUCAGAAUUAUCUCGUUGCGAUCGUAUCAACUGGUCAAGGCUGUGGAAGCGAGCACUACGCCGGGGUAUAUACGCGAGUAAACAAGUUUCUGCCGUGGAUUAUAGAAAAAGGAGUUUUUCUGAGCCUCUAGAAUUGGAAAUUGUUUCAAGGAUGAAUUUUCAAAAGAACGUAUCGACGAUCGUGAUAAAUAUUUAAACGUCAAUUUGUGGAAACUCUUAGCUUGCCCAGGUAAACUAACACCACCAUCACUGCCGGUAAACGAAUAACUGACACAUGGGUUAUGGGAUUUCCUGCUUCCCCUGGCAAAACAGAUAGGUUAAAGUUUCCCAAAAUGAUGGUGAUGUAAGUUUACGUAGUAGAGCUAAUCUUGAACUCGUUUACAAAAACAGAUAAGUCUUUUUGAAAAUUAAUCCUUCAAUUAGUCAGAUCAUAGCCGAAUUUUAAAAUAGUCAAUAUGUCAGAGCGAUAACCUAGUUACCACGAUGUGCCAUACAAUUAUUAAUAAUAUGUAUUAAAUAUGUUGUACACACUUUGAUUACUUUUAGAGAAUGCCUAUUUUUGUCCAAACAAACAGUGAUUUUGUGAUUUUCCAGUAACUGACUCGGGAAAUUCCAAGCUUUCGGUAAAAAGCAUAUAGGAUAAAUCGAUUUAGUGUCGGCCUAAAUGCCCCUAAUUUGAGCCCAUUCAGCAAUCGACUUUUUCCAGAAAUGUCUAUAGGUACCGUCCCAAUGACGUGUUCAUUUAGAUAAAAUUGAUAAAUAGCUGAUUUUUAGCGAUGGGCCCAAGCUUAGAUCCAUAGGCCUAUAUGAGAGCCAUUUCCCCUACAGGGCGACUGAAUGUAAAAGACCAAUAAUCCAUCAUCAUUCUCUGCUUGACCGUCAAGCAGUACAGUUCGGCUUUUUACUCGCUCUCUCGAGUUGUACGCAAGUUCGUUGCGAUAGUGUUCGCGGUGUUCGGUGAAGCAUCGCACGACCCCAGCUUGGGGAAACCGCCGCGUGUUGACGUGAUCGCUAUUCCGGCCGAGAAACAAUCCCGAUCGGACACCGCCAGUGCACAAUUGGCAUCGAAGAAGCUGUUGACGAACAAUCGUUACGCCAUCCUGGAAAAAGGCGAUGCACCGAAGGUGGAAAAGAAAGGAGAAAGUUUCACCGUUCUUCGUAAAAGGAUUCCCGGAUGGCUUGCGGGAAAAAAUCGACUUUUACAUCGGUAAAGGUCUCAAGUGCACCAUGCGCCUGUGCACUGAAGGCAUCAAUCACUACAAGGCCGUCGAGACGUUGCUGAAGCAGCAAACCGUGGAGUAGAUGGUCCUGCGUGGCCUUCUCGACAUGGAAACAGAGAGAGUAUUAUGGCAAGCUGCACGCACCUGAUGCCUGCGAGCUAAUGGAGAACGCAGACCUAAAUGUGCCAAUUGUGGUGCAGCACAUUGGGCAACCAGCAAGGCAUGCCCGAAGCGAGCGGAAUUCAUUGAUAUCCACAAUAAAGCCUCUAUCCAGCAUCAACCUAGUCGCAGAAGGGUGCCGGAAUACAACGGGCAGAACUUUCCUGCCAUCCCUCAACGGUGCCAAAUUCCGGUGCUACUGUCACUUCCACUCAACAACUAUUUUGCUGCUGGUACUGCUACAUUGAUCCGUCCAACAACCGCUGCACCACCUCCGCAAACGAACGAGAACACAGACAUCAGCGGAACUUGUAACAGAACAGAUUCAUGAUGCCGUUUCCCUCAUCAACAAGUAUGGACCGUGAAACCAUCAUAAUAGCAAAUUGGAACGCUUGCUCGCUCAAGAGCAAGAACAUCGAGUUCGUUGAGUUUCUCAAUGAACGAAACAUCGACAUUGCCGUCAGAACUGAAAGCCCUCUGAAGCCCGAAAUUAACGCCUACCAAUAUCCCGGGCCUGGGAACAACACGUGCCAGUAUCCAGACAGGUGAGUAACACUC
This is a messenger RNA of Ochlerotatus camptorhynchus, 3164 nucleotides long. Its product is annotated as trypsin-1-like. NCBI's taxonomy places the organism in Eukaryota, Metazoa, Arthropoda, Insecta, Diptera, Culicidae. Gene Ontology annotation, biological process: proteolysis. The record is from RefSeq and is a predicted model, not a curated record. Bases 324 to 1358 code for a protein of 344 amino acids. The transcript has 3 exons. Gene Ontology annotation, molecular function: serine-type endopeptidase activity.